Molecule: messenger RNA, 1116 nt
Organism: Puccinia graminis f. sp. tritici CRL 75-36-700-3
Lineage: Eukaryota; Fungi; Basidiomycota; Pucciniomycetes; Pucciniales; Pucciniaceae
Exons: 4
Coding region: 1-1116 (371 amino acids)
Source: RefSeq, a predicted model, not a curated record
AUGCAACCUUGGCUCUGCUCUUUCCUUAUCCUAUCACUGUGUUAUUGUGAGAUUCACCAAAUUUUGUGUAAAUUCAACAUUGUUCAAGAUCAAGAAGUGACCGACAACAUCGACUUGGAGCUUUCCCUGGGUGUUGGAAAAAGUCGCGGAAAUCAGCUGGAGGGCAAGUUUCCACUCUGCAGAACUCCAUCAGAGGUCCCCGCGGAGGAACACGUCAAGACAGAGCCCCGUGAAAUAUUUCCAAUCGAUCCCAAGCAACUUGGGGGCAACAAAAGAAGAGUUGUGAGCAUGACAGAUGAAGGACUUCAUUCUUCAAAGCGCUUUCAUUCAGCAGUACUCGCAAAGGAAGAGAUUGACUGCCAUGCGGAGUGUCUACCAAAACAAGAGCAGUUAUCAGAGUAUCUUGGGAGCAUCUACCCACCCAUAAUUGAUGGAUCCCCGUUUGAAAAAGUGGCCACCCAUCAGCCUCAGCCAUGGGAUGUGGACUUUGCCAGUCAAACAAAAUCACAAAUUCCACAUCCUGCUUUCAAUCAUUUGAGACCUUAUGCAACACAUCCAAACGUAGCUCUGUCGCCCAGCUGGUUUGGUCGACAACCCUUCCAUGACACAACAUCCAAUAACUUUUACAAAUCUAACUACCCACAUUUAUUCUCACAAGGGCAAGGGGGCUUUCCGGGGUCCUGUGCAUCGACAACUGGGAUGGUAGAAAAUAAACUUACAAGCAGUGAUCCCACGUGGCUUGGUCAACAACUCCGCGAACAUUACUCCUGUCAAAUUCUCGAUUGGAUUCCGCCUGAUAUCAACGAAGCAGCAGCCCUUGCAUCGUAUUCCAUAGCUUCGAAAUUCUUCUUCAAAGCGCCGUUGAAUGUUCGAGCGAUGCAUGAAUCACACUCGAUCCUGAUUCCGUUUCUUUACAAACUAAUGAAGAAACCAAUCUCGCAAAAUCACUGGAAAAGCAUACUCAGUGUCUGGAACAGAUUCUGGAAAGCGCCCAUGAAAGCGGACGGUGAUGUUUACGCGCUCAAGAAAUUUGUUUGGAUCUCUGACCUGAUUUCCGAAUCCACUCUGCCUGAAAUCUACCAGGACGCGGAGGUGGCUGUCAGAUACUCGACGUGA